This is a messenger RNA of Phalaenopsis equestris, 1123 nucleotides long. RefSeq names its product protein ALTERED XYLOGLUCAN 4-like. The record is from RefSeq and is a predicted model, not a curated record. Lineage: Eukaryota; Viridiplantae; Streptophyta; Magnoliopsida; Asparagales; Orchidaceae. Gene Ontology annotation, cellular component: Golgi apparatus. Gene Ontology annotation, molecular function: O-acetyltransferase activity.
AUGGGUACAACAAACCCUCAACUCCACUUGCCCUUUCCCUUUCCCCUUCCCUGCAAACAAAAACUCAUCUUGACCGCCAUUUAUCUGCUAAUCAUCCCCUUAUCUCUUCUAAACCUAUAUGUCUUCUUCCUUUCUCCUCAUCCCAGAGACUUACCUCCCCCCAACCGCAAUACAAGCUUUCUCUCUCAAGAACCAGUAGCUCAACCCACCACGAGCAAGGCUCAAGCCGGCGGCGGCCGUCCAUGCGACUUCCACUCCCCCGACGGUCGGUGGGUUCCUGACCCUCGUCCGCCGCGGUACAACGAUACUAGUUGCAAAACAAUCAAGUUCGGCCAGAAUUGUAUGUCUCACGGUCGGCCGGACACCGGCUAUCUUUACUGGCGAUGGAAGCCGGCGGGCUGCCAACUCAACCCCUUCUCCGCCGCCGCUUUCCUCGACCUCCUCGUUAACAAGCAUCUGGCUUUUGUAGGGGAUUCUCUUGCUCGCAACCAGUUCGAAUCCCUCCUCUGUUUACUCACCGCCGCCACCGGUCCAGCGGAGCUCGUCUACAACCGAGGGGAAGAGAAUAAGUUCCGGCGGUGGAUUUUUCGACCUCAUAAUGCGAGCAUCUCUGUUUACUGGUCGCCGUUUCUGGUGAAAGGGAUAGAGAAAUCGGCGGCGGAGGGGAGGGCGCACAAUCAGCUGUUUCUGGAUUCGGCUGACGAAAAUUGGGCGGCGGAUUUGGGAGAAAUGGAUGUAGUGGUUUUUUCUGCGGGGCAUUGGUUUCUUAUCCCCGGAACCUUUUAUGGGGGAGGGGGCGAAGUGGUAGGGUGUCACCAUUGUAAGGAUUUGGUUAAUAUGACGGAGACGGGCUUCUUCGAUGCGUUUCGUGGGGCGGUGAGGACGGCGGUGAGGACGGCGGUGGGGAGGAUGGGGAAGGGGAAGUUGGCGGUGGUGGCGACUUUUACUCCGGCUCAUUUUGAAGGAGAGUGGGAUAAUCUGGGGGCGUGUGCGAGGAAGGAGCCGUUUGGGGAGGGGGAGAAGGAGAUGGAGUAUAUGGAUAAGGAGAUGCGGAAGAUUGAGCUGGAGGAGGUGGCGGCGGCGGCGGAGAUUGGUGAAAGCGGUGGAGGAGGAGGAGGAGGAG